AUGUCCAACACGAGAAUAAAGCUUCCUUCGAUCAAGGAGCUCACCAAGCUGCCGUUGCUGGAGCAAGCCAGUAAUAACAAUACCAGCGGCGUUAAGCCGCUGACGGAACCCGUGCCGGCGCCCGCGGCUGUCGGCAGCGCUUCCGGCGCCGCCGCCGCUGCCGCCACUCCUAGCCUCACUACUGACGGCCUGCCCACCCCGGCGCCGCGGUUGCCCCUGAUCCGCUACCACGCCAACUACAUCCACCAGGCGCCCCAAAUGGCGCCGGCGAUGUCCCCCGAGACCAGAGCUGCCCCUGACCUGGUGGCGCCACUGGCGGCUCCCCCCGCCCCCGCUGCCGCCGCCGCGCCGCACGCCGCGGCGCCGCUGUUGGCGCCCAUUUCUUCGUCGCCACUGGCUUUUGGUGGUUACAUGACUGCUCCUGUCGCCGCCCCCACCGCCGACGGCGCUGCCCCUUACCCGCCGAUGUACCUGGCGCCGAUAUACUACCACCCCGUCUACUACCACCCGGGCGCCCAGCUGGCGCACCAGUUGCCGCUACCGCCGGCGCUUGCGGCCCCCGGCGCCGUGGGCGCCCCUGGCCUUGGCGUGGCGCCUCCCCCUCAGUACGCCGUCCCCGAAGUGAUCAACCGUCCCACCAAUAAGUGCCACCGUUGUGGUACUACUGAGACCCCCGAAUGGCGUCGGGGCCCCAACGGGGUGCGCACCCUCUGCAACGCCUGUGGCCUCUUCCACGCCAAGUUGGUCAAGCGCAAGGGCGCUGCGCUCGCCGCCGAAGAAGUAUUGAACAACAAGGUCACCAAGGGCAAGAACGGCCGCCGCAUCAGCAUCAAGAAACACAUGCUCCUGGAGCUGGCCGCCGCCGCCGCCGCCGCCGGUGUCCACCACCACCCGAUGGCGCCCCACAUGGCCCCCGUCCCCAUGGGAGCGCCGCCGGUGUACUCGCACCAGCCUCCCCCUGGCGCCCCUUACUACGCCGCCGCGCCCUACCCCAUCCCGAACUAA
Messenger RNA from Diutina rugosa, 1005 nucleotides. It is a transcript of the gene BRG1, whose product is annotated as GATA-type transcription factor BRG1. Gene Ontology annotation, biological process: regulation of DNA-templated transcription. Bases 1 to 1005 code for a protein of 334 amino acids. The transcript has a single exon. NCBI's taxonomy places the organism in Eukaryota, Fungi, Ascomycota, Pichiomycetes, Serinales, Debaryomycetaceae. Gene Ontology annotation, molecular function: sequence-specific DNA binding; zinc ion binding. The record is from RefSeq and is a predicted model, not a curated record.